AUGACCACACCGGCUCUAUUGCCACUAUCGGGACGUAGGAUACCUACCCUCUCGCCAGGUGCCUCCUCAUUCCCCCAUCACAGAGCCACCUUGCGGCUCUCAGAGAAAUUCAUCCUCCUCCUCAUCCUCAGUGCCUUCAUCACCUUGUGCUUCGGUGCGUUUUUCUUCCUCCCGGACAAUUCCAAACACAAGCGCUUUGACUUUGGUUUGGAGGACGUAUUGAUACCACACAUCGAGUCGGAGAAGGAGGCCAGGCACAGCAGCAGACAGGGCAUACAUGGCGUGGGAGCUCACGACGAGCAUCGACACAGGGAGGAAGAGGAGAGCCUUCGUGACAAGAUCCGGGCAGAUCACGAGCGGGCACUGCAGGAGGCCAAGGAAAAGCUCCGUAAAUCCAAAGAGGAGCUGAAGGCAGAGAUCCAGACAGAAAAGACCAAGGUAGUCGAGGACCUGAAGAAGAAAGAUGGACCCAAACCACUGCCUCCAGUACCUAUGCCCAAACUAGUAGGGGUCAAAGAUGGUGACCCAGGGGACCCUGACACCAAGGAAAAAAGGGACAAAAUCAGAGAGAUGAUGAAACACGCAUGGGACAGCUACAGGCAAUACGGCUGGGGCCACAACGAGCUCAAACCCAUCGCCAAGAAAGGACAUUCCACCAAUAUCUUCGGUAAUUCCCAGAUGGGGGCCACUAUAGUAGACGCCCUGGAUACCCUUUACAUAAUGGGCCUCCACGAUGAGUUUAAGGAUGGCCAGGAGUGGAUCAAGCAAAACUUGGAUUUCAGUGUGAAUGCAGAAGUAUCUGUCUUUGAGGUCAACAUCCGCUUCAUUGGAGGGCUUCUGGCUGCAUACUACCUCUCCGGACAGGAGGUUUUUAAGGUGAAGGCUGUCCAGCUGGCAGAAAAGCUACUUCCUGCCUUCAACACCCCAACAGGCAUCCCUUGGGCCAUGGUCAAUUUGAAGAGUGGAGUGGGGCGUAACUGGGGCUGGGCGUCAGCUGGAAGCAGUAUUCUGGCUGAGUUCGGGACGCUGCACAUGGAGUUUGUGCACCUGACGUAUCUGACUGGAAACCCUGCCUACUAUCAGAAGGUGAUGCACAUACGGAAGCUGCUGGCUAAGAUGGACCGACCCAAUGGGCUUUACCCCAACUACCUGAACCCACGCACUGGACGCUGGGGCCAGCAUCACACCUCAGUAGGUGGGUUGGGUGAUAGUUUCUAUGAGUACCUGUUGAAGGCCUGGCUGAUGUCUGAUAAAACGGACACAGAGGCACGCAAGACGUACGAUGAUGCCAUCGAGGCUAUUGAGCGCCACCUCAUCCGUAAGUCCAAUGGUGGCCUUACUUUCAUCGGGGAGUGGAAAAACGGCCACUUGGAGCGUAAGAUGGGUCACCUGACUUGCUUUGCUGGGGGCAUGUUUGCCCUGGGGGCUGAUGGGUCGCCAGAUGAUAAAGCUGGACACUAUCUGCAGCUCGGAGCAGAGAUUGCACACACCUGCCAUGAAAGCUACGAUCGCACUGUGCUGAAGCUCGGCCCAGAAGCCUUUAAGUUCGACAGUGGGCUGGAAGCAGUGGCUGUGAGACAGAAUGAGAAAUACUAUAUCCUGAGGCCUGAGGUCAUCGAGACAUACUGGUACAUGUGGAGAUUUACCCACGACCCCAAAUACAGGCAGUGGGGUUGGGAAGCAGCGCAGGCUAUAGAUAAAUACUGCCGAGUAAGUGGAGGAUUCUCUGGUGUUAAAGACGUCUACUCCUCCAACCCCACCUACGAUGACGUCCAGCAAAGCUUCUUCCUGGCGGAAACCCUUAAGUAUCUCUAUCUACUUUUCUCCAGCGAUGAGCUGCUGCCUCUUGAGAACUGGGUGUUCAACACGGAGGCCCAUCCUCUGCCCGUCCUGCACCUGGGCAACAUCACCCUGCCUGGCAGCGAGACCCAGCGGUAGAGCGGACUCACCGGGGGGGCGCUCUCCCCCUCGCUCGCCCCUUUUCUAAACAUCUCCCUCCUUGUGAAAGACAGCAGCUGCCAGUGCAAAGGAGAGGAGAGAACUAUACCCACCAACCCCUGUCUCCUCCUGGACCGUGAAUCAUGGGACUGCAGUGAACGGAGGGGACUGGAACAGACCCAUCUCUCUUUAUCUAUGUCUCUCUCAUAUAUUCUCUGAAGGACAGACUGCCGGAUUGAUCAUGUGUCUCUCUCUUGUGGCCGCAGGUCUGACAUGUUCGUACACACUGUAUAUGCAUUGGCAGACUAAAAGACCCUCUGAAAUGGAUGUGUGUUUCUCACUGGGGAAGGAUUUUAACAAGUUAAUUUGUUCUUUUUCCCCCCACUCUCCCUAUAAUUCGGUGGCAUUUCAUAUCAUCAGCUCAGCACUAAAUCAAAAUGUAGGAUAAAUGUUUUUUUUUUUUUUUUUGGACCAGACUGCCUUCAGAGCCUUUCACUCUCUGAGCUGGGCUUCUGCAGAUGGCAGAUGUUGGAUGUGACCUGUGAAAUCUUUCUCCAGCUGAGGCUGAAUUUAGGCCAGAGGCACCAGGAAUGUUCUUUUCACCUGGAUUUCUCUUCAGACAGCCUCUCCGAGGUCUCUUUGUUAAGGUUAGGGGGUAAAAAGGGACACAUGCUGCUAUCGAACAGCUGCUGCCUGUGACACAGUCACCACCGUCAUUCCAGAAACCUUCACUUUCUGCAUCGUUCCAUUCCCAUCUUCUUCUUUUUUUUUUCCAUCCAUUGUGAAUGCCCAGAGUGUCAUUCAUACUGCAUUCUGAAAAAAGGAUGGACUGGUGUUUGGUUAUGCAUCACAAUGAAUCACUGCUUGAAGAGACUGUAUCUUGUGGAGAGAAAUCACAGUGCUCUAGAUGCUAAUGCUCACGGCAGUCACCAUUUGUUUUCAUUUGUCGAUCGUGCCGCUCUGUUAGACCAGACCAGAUUCUUUCAACAGCCAAGGUUUACCACUAAUCAUAGCCAACGAGCUAGAGAUUUAUAUAUAUGGGGUUAAGAGUUCAUAAACACACUGUGUGCCCUUUACAAGAAACCUAGAGUAAAUAAACAAUGCAAGGAUUUGAAAUGCCAUUGCAUAACAAC
Molecule: messenger RNA, 3071 nt
Organism: Carassius auratus (goldfish)
Lineage: Eukaryota; Metazoa; Chordata; Actinopteri; Cypriniformes; Cyprinidae
Product: mannosidase, alpha, class 1A, member 2
Exons: 13
Coding region: 1-1938 (645 amino acids)
Biological process (GO): carbohydrate metabolic process; mannose trimming involved in glycoprotein ERAD pathway
Cellular component (GO): extracellular exosome; endoplasmic reticulum; Golgi membrane
Molecular function (GO): calcium ion binding; mannosyl-oligosaccharide 1,2-alpha-mannosidase activity
Source: RefSeq, a predicted model, not a curated record